AUGUUCACGCCGCUGACGCCUAGAAAUGUCAAGUGGCUGUACCCAGCUAGCGACCCCAAUAACUCAGCUGAAUCUUUACAACACACAACCGCGACAAUCACAUCAGAAGUCCCCACGCCCCCUGAAAAUGACUUUGCUAAUCAGCCCUCUUCUGAAUUUAUGGCACUGGUGGUCGACGAGAUUGAUGAAGAGUCCAUCGUACACGGUGAGCAGCUGGGAAGAGCAACAAAACCAGUGCCGGUGCAACUGGUGAAGAUUACCACCGAGAAUAUGUCGCACAUGGCCAUCCUAUCGUGGCGCUGGGAUGGCGAUAUUCACAGUUCUCGAAAUAUUGCUAGCGCAGUACAUCUUGCCAAGACUAUGUCCAUCAAGUACUUAUUCAUUGAUCAGAUCUCCAUCGAUCAGUCCCUAGACGGCGAUGCCCUGAUAGAAAAAGUUCUGGCUUUUUCGACACUGUACAAGACUAUCACUGUGAUCGCUGCUUAUGAAAAAGUCGACGAGGCUUUCAAAAAGACCCUCUACCGCCCGUGGAUCUUCAGUGAGAUGCGACUCUACCGAUACAACCCCGGCCAAAUCAUUUAUGUCGGCCAUUGCAAUCAGGGUUCAAAGCACACACCCUGGUGCUAUCUGCCAAUACUAGACCCUUUGCUCAGGCCACAUUUAUGUUAUGAAUUCUUUAAGCACCUCAGCCGGAACUGGACUGGGAGCUACCUUGACACUAUUGUCCAUGUUCUCUACCAAGAAAUCGACAUGGCAUCGAUUUGUGACUUCAAGUUCAUCAUGCCGCCCUACGCUCGCGUUUUGUCGACGGCUUAUGAGACGAUGAGCCGAAAUGACUAUCUCUUGACCGCUGCAAUUCUUUGUGUAGUCCACGCGAGACCCAGUGGCCCACUGUUGCCGAGCCUUGAGGAUAUGGACUAUAGACGGUACAGAUUCAGCAAGGCUCGGGGACGUUUCUCCAAAGGUAAAGUAAGAUACAACAUCCGUCUCGACGGAGUCACGGUCGCAAACUGGGAAGAUUGGUGUGGCCUGCACAAGUCGGCUCAUUUUUAUAUGUUAUCGGUGGUGCAGGACACAGAACAGGUCAUUCUCAAGGCACUUGGGCUGACCGACCCCGAGUUUCUGCGAGAGUAUGCCCUACAAGAGGAGGCACGACGGUCCUGUCUGAUCCUGCCCAAGGAGGAGACAGUGCCGCUCCCUACUGUCAAAAUAGCUUCUGUGGUACUAUAG
This is a messenger RNA of Aspergillus nomiae NRRL 13137, 1230 nucleotides long. RefSeq lists its product as uncharacterized. Lineage: Eukaryota; Fungi; Ascomycota; Eurotiomycetes; Eurotiales; Aspergillaceae. The record is from RefSeq and is a predicted model, not a curated record. Bases 1 to 1230 code for a protein of 409 amino acids. The transcript has a single exon.